Messenger RNA from Canariomyces notabilis, 477 nucleotides. RefSeq lists its product as uncharacterized. NCBI's taxonomy places the organism in Eukaryota, Fungi, Ascomycota, Sordariomycetes, Sordariales, Chaetomiaceae. The transcript has 3 exons. Bases 63 to 401 code for a protein of 112 amino acids. The record is from RefSeq and is a predicted model, not a curated record.
CUUUGUCUUGGGAUCCUGUAUUAAAUGACCAGCGUUUGCAUUGUUACCAGGGGGGCCCAGGUAUGAGUAUCCUAAUACGCCUCUUCUGCAUGUAUCCCAAAUCAUUGCAUGCCAACCCAAGCGCCGUUGCCAUUUACCAAAAAGACUUCAUCGAGAACCAGGAAAACCAUUGCCAGCCAUGCCAUGACCGAAUACAACCUCGCGGAAGCAUCCAACGAUCUAAACAGCCCGACAGAGCCGGUUCCCCGGACAAAAGAAUAGAGCAGCGUCCCACAGCAGUAAUUCCUCAUUGCCCGCUGCUGCUCCCGCGGCCAUUCUGCGCUGAACUAGGCCGGCCUUGCUGUAUAAGGACAAUGUUCGGCCGCCCGCGAGAGUUCUUGACCUCCUUUACCUCCGUGUAGUACCCGCCUGUGCGAUAAAAAAAGCGGGCCCAGAGCGGUACCGCCCUUCAGCAAUCUGCUGAGAAGAGGUUGACGA